Molecule: messenger RNA, 4419 nt
Organism: Heterobasidion irregulare TC 32-1
Lineage: Eukaryota; Fungi; Basidiomycota; Agaricomycetes; Russulales; Bondarzewiaceae
Product: ribonuclease III
Exons: 9
Coding region: 1-4419 (1472 amino acids)
Biological process (GO): RNA processing
Molecular function (GO): ribonuclease III activity; nucleic acid binding; ATP binding
Source: RefSeq, a predicted model, not a curated record
AUGCCAUCACCGUCUCCAGUCUCUCUCCAGACUAUUCAUUCUAUCACACCUCGCCACUAUCAAGAAGAAAUAUUCUUACAAGCACAGAACGGAAAUGUCAUCGCUGUCCUUGAUACCGGGAGCGGCAAGACAUACAUUGGCAUCAUGCUCAUCAAGUGGACCGCAGCGCAGGAGUGCAAUCGAGGAAAAGCUAUCAUAUUCAUUGUGCCGAAGGUGCCAUUGGUAGAACAGCAAGGUAAUUUUAUCGCAAAACAUACCCCAUUGCGCGUGAAGCAAAUACAUGGAACGACCGCGCUGGACAUGACGGACCGCAGUGGAUGGAAAUUUAUAUUCGAUCGUUCAGAUGUGCUCGUCAUGACCGCCCAGAUUCUUCUCAAUCUUCUGACGCAUUCGAACUGGAGCCUGGAAAAGGUAUCCCUCUUAAUCAUCGACGAAUGUCAUCACACCAGGGGAAACAACCCUACAAACGUUGUCAUGAGAGAUUUCUAUCGCCAUGUACCCAGGGAGCAGCGUCCCAAAAUAUUUGGCAUGACAGCCUCACCAACCUGGCGGACGACUAAUCCAGAGCAGAGUAUCGCCGCGCUGGAACAGAAUAUGGAUGCGAAGGUGAUCACUGUUAUGCAUCACGCGAUCGAACUUGAAAACCAUGCACCAAAACCCACAGAGAUCAUUCAUCGGUAUCCGGCCUCCCAAGAAACUUAUUCUGAGUAUCCUUUGCCCACCAUUCACAGCCGUUUUGAUUGGUCCAAAAUCCCUGCCAGCGUUGAUAUCUCCUGGUCCAAAAUCCAAGCAAGAUAUGACGUGGCUAUGGAAAGCCUCGGACCCCUUGGCGCCGAACUUUUCUUGUACUCCCACCUCCGGCAACGUAUUCUUCAGCUUUUGGUGCCAUCUGUGUCCGACGAAAUGGAGAUCUUGCGCGCACAGCUCCACGACGAUAGUUCCAUAUCAACAUCAACCCUGACUUACCUCACGAAACAGCUUGUCCCUGAAAUGCGUGAGAUCUACGAACUGGUGGAAGAAUAUGCACCAUUGUUCGAAUCUGUUGAUGACAAUCCGGACCUACCUGAUUCUUGGUCCUUUAGUUUGGAAUGGUGCUCGCCUAAGGUCAGGGAACUCGCCGAGAUUCUCACAUCGUGUCACACGGCAAAUUUCCAAGGAAUUGUAUUCGUAGAGCAGCGGCAUAUUGCAGCUUGUCUGGCGAAACUUCUUUCUCGCAUUCCUCAGUUGCGAGGAAUAGUGUCGUGUGCAGAAUUGGUCGGCCAUGGGGGCGAAACCGGAGAUCCACUCCUUGAAAUGCAGGGUAAACGGCAGAGGGAGAUCGUUGAUGCGUUCCGCCAGGGAAAAAUAAAUCUCCCUACACCGGUUGCGGAGGAAGGACUUGAUUUUCCGGCAUGUGACGUCGUUAUUCGCUUCGACGCCAUCCAUCACAUGGUUGGAUAUGUGCAAUCGCGCGGCCGGGCUAGGCACAAAACGUCCACCUUCAUUGUCAUGGUGCAGGAAGGUCAAUCUGCGGAAUUGGAAAAAUAUCUAGCGUUUUCCGGGAAGGAAGAAGAGAUCAAAAAAGUGUAUCAACAAAAUGCUAACGCUUGUCGACGAGAGGAAGACGAAGACACUUACAUCCAUCCUGACGAUCUCUUUGCUCGGGAGCGAUAUACCGUACCAUCUACAGGGUCUACACUCACCUACGACAACGCAAUAAGCCUAUUGAACCGUCUUUGCGCCCUCAUACCAUGCGACCCGUACACCCCUCCCUUAAUACCGUCUUUUUCAGGCGACUUCGUCUCUACUGUACGGCUUCCGUCAGCUUUGCCGCUGUCGAUGGAACAGCUGAUCUACACCGGUCCCAAAAAGCAAUCAAAGAAAGAGGCCAAGCGAGCCGCCGCAUUCAUCGCCGUCAGGGCGCUACACAGGCUUGAUGUUUUCGACGAUUAUUUGCUGCCAGCACGUAAUGCUAAAGAUCGCCGAGGUGGUGCAGAUGAGGCGCUAACCACAGAUGUCGGGUCUGUUCCACCCAUCAUGGAUGUUGUCGUUCGAGAUCCGUGGACCCUUGGACAGAAGAUGUGGACACAUGCCAUCAGCCUUGAUGGGAGGUGUGUGGUUGCUCUCGUCACUGGUACGGAUCUGGGAUCACCCGUGGAAUUGACCUGGGACGGAUGCGUCGUUCGGACCCAUCCGCCUGUGCCUGUCCAAUUUGACAUCGACGACGAGCGCAGGCAGCGCCGAUUGCUCCAAGAGUUCACGAAGUUUGGCUUGUGGUGGUACGUAACUAGUCGACCGAUCGAUUUUCCUUUGUCGUGCUAUCUUGUCCCGUUCUCCGCCGAGACGAACCAACCGGAUUUUCAGGCCAUGGAACGUAUUCUCGAAUACCCAUUCGGAAACUACGACUGGACAUCUGUCAAUGAGGAACAUUACCAUAGAAUUUUGUUUAGGAAUCGACACCGGCACGCACACAUGUAUGUCCUUCGCCGUAUUCGUCACGAUCUGACGCCUCUGUCGAGACCACCAGAAGGUUCAUUCGAAUAUGGUUAUGAGACCUACCGUGAUUUCUACUUGGAACACCAGAGAGUCAAAGUGAAAGGCUCUCUUCCCGAAAUACCUCUAGAUGGUCCUCUUGUUGAGGGAUAUCGUAUCAACAGGCAGGUCUCGGGCACAUACCAUCUCGAUUCUUCCCAGUUGACCACAAAGAUUGAUUCAAACUUGAAUGCGCGGGGGAAUUUACCACAUUUAGUUCCUCUAUCUCUGUGUACAUGGUACAAUAUCUCGGAGGAUAUCUAUAGGGCAUUUGCUCUUCUACCCCGACUCUUGCACCGCGUUUCGGAUGUCUGGCGUGCUCGUGGUGCCCGUUUGGAGUUGGGGUUCCCUGCCAUUAAAAACGAUCUCCUCGUUGAGGCUUUCACAAUACCGGAAGCCAACGCAGGCUUCAAUAAUCAACGCUUGGAGACCCUUGGUGACGCUGUACUCGAGCUUUGCACAUCCGUCCACAUUUACAACAAGUUUCCUCGCCGACACGAAGGGCAGCUCUCUGAUCUGCGCCAGCGGUAUAUAUCAAAUCGGUAUUUACUAUCUCGCGCGAAAGACAUUGGUCUCGAGCGAUACCUCACCAGUGAGGCACAGGCUAACAAGACCUGGAGGUAUGUUAUCACUGAUGCUUCUCAAGACUAUGCCCAGCCCCAGGCACGUCGUUUUGCGAAGCGUCGGUUUGCGCGGAGGAGUUUGCAGGAUUGCAUGGAGGCUAGCCUCGGUGCCAGCUUCUUGACUGGCGGCAUACCGGUGGCUUUGCACAUGGGAGCGGCACUAGGCUUGAAUUUUGGCGGCACACUUCCUUGGUCUAUUCGAUAUAGUCGUCCUCCGGAGUCAGCACCCCUACCGGCGCUUUUUUGCCGAUUGCAGGAAGUGUUGGGCUAUGAGUUCCACCGCCCAGAGUUGCUGGUAGAAGCUAUGACGCAUACCUCGUUUUCGUCAAACGGGACCUCUUAUCAACGGCUCGAGUUUUUAGGAGAUGCCGUGCUUGAUUUGGUGGUCAUCGCUUAUCUGUACAAGAAGUUUCAGCAUGCCACUUCGCAUCAGCUUGCCUUGCCACGAACGCGAGCCGUCUGCGCACCAGUCCUAGCGUCAAUCGCAGUGAGACGCCUGGGCCUUCACAAAGUCCUAUUAUCCAACAAUACGGAGCUUAGUAUUGCUAUCAGCCAAUAUGUGCCGAUCCUCGAAGAAACAUCUACUGAAGAGAUGGUCUUGAAGAGCUGGGCGCAUGAUCCACCAAAGGUCAUCAGCGACGUGCUCGAGAGCCUUGUGGCCGCCAUCCUGAUCGACUCUGCUUAUAACUUUGAAAAGACUUCUGCUGUCGUCGAAGAGCUCAUGCAGGAUGCUCUGGAUGCGCUAUCUCCGGAUAUGCCCCCCGACCCUGUAUCUGCGCUCAUGGUUUGGGCCGCUCGGUCAGGGUGCCGUCGCAUAUAUCUUCGGAAAUCGCGCGGUCGACCGGAAUCAAAACAAAAUGACACUGUAUGUGUCGUUGUUCACGAUACUGUCGUCGCAGGCCCUAUGACAGCGUCGAAAUUAUCUGUGGCCAAGGCGUUUGUCUGUGAAAAGGCUUGUAUGAUCUUGCAAGAUGCCAGAUCUCCCCGAUGUCUACACCAACUAUGCGAUUGCUCUCUUUCUACAAGCGUCACAGCAAAAGCCAACGUGAAAACAACAUACGUCGCGCUUGACGGAGAUGACCCAGAGAUCUUUCUGGAUGACAGCACGGAGGAGGGUUUCGAAGCAUUGGCUCAGCAAACGCUGACGGACACCGGUGGGUCGAUGCCUCUGAGGACUGAAGACCCAGGUGAGCCAGGAGAUGAUCAGAAUUCAGAAACGGACAUACUGCUGGAAGAACUUGAGGUCGAGCAGAUGAUUCACGCGGUUCAUGAAGAGAUGCCGUAA